Molecule: messenger RNA, 753 nt
Organism: Colletotrichum lupini
Lineage: Eukaryota; Fungi; Ascomycota; Sordariomycetes; Glomerellales; Glomerellaceae
Exons: 2
Coding region: 1-753 (250 amino acids)
Source: RefSeq, a predicted model, not a curated record
AUGGCAGAAGAACCUACAAUCGUCCUAGAGACACACAUCUACUCGAACCCAGCAACCCUCUCCUUCUCGCCAGGCUGGACCAGGAGCUUCCACCUCCGCCUCUCCCCCUCAACAGCCACGAAAACCCAACUCCUCUCCCUCGUCCGCGCCUCCACCGCCCGCCUAGGCCGCGCAGACCCCAUCGUCGAGGCGCAAAUCACGCUCUACUGGACCUCCCGCACCGGCCGCGUCGUGUCAAUCCCUGGCGACGGCGGCGGCGGCGGCAGCAUGGCCACGGUCACGAUGCCCGUGUGGCAGCAGCAGCCUCCUCCCCACCUAAUGACCUUCAACAUCGGAUUCCCCGCGCUCGUCCAGCCUCCCCAGCCGCUGCCCCAGCCGCUGCUGCCGCCGACGAUGAUGGAUCCGCCGAUGCCCAUGGCCAUGACAUACUCCAGCGGCGUAAACUACCUCCACCCCUACGGCAACCCUGCUGCGCAGCAGCAGCAGCCUAUAAUUCUUCCCCCACAGCAGCCUGCGUUCCCGGCCAUCGUCCCCGCAGGACAGCAGACUUGGAUCAUGGGAGGCGGUCCGCCCCAGCUCAGUUUCGUCAACGUCAAUGUUCCCACUUGUGGACCUGGUGCUUGUGGUGGUGGUGGUGGUAAACCCGUAGUCUCAGACGUCAUAAGAGAAGCCCGGCUCGACACAAUCGCCGAGGGUGCGCUGGGCGGGAUGCUGGAGUGGGAAGCGGUCAAAGGGGGGAAUGAUGAUAGGUAA